UGUGGUGGCCUUGGCGGUGGCCUUGGCCUCAGGGUGCUGCGGAUGGAGUCACCCAGAGUCUGCUAGCGGCGCCGCAGGGAGCCGGUGGAGAACCCAAGAAGCCCGCCACUGCCUUCUGGGGCACUAAGACAACCCAGCUUGAGCAGGGAGAUGGCGGUUAACGAUUGCUUCAGUCUGACCUAUCCUCACAACCCCCACCCAGGAGACUUGAUUGAAGUGUUCCGUCCUUGUUAUCAGCACUGGGCACUGUACUUGGGUGAUGGCUACGUUAUCAACAUUGCACCUGUAGAUGGCAUUCCCUCAUCAUUUUCAAGUGCCAAGUCUGUGUUCAGCACAAAGGCCUUGGUGAAAAUGCAGCUUUUGAAGGAUGUUGUGGGAAAUGACACAUACAGAAUAAAUAACAAGUACGACACGACCUACCCUCCUCUCCCUGUGGAGGAAGUGAUACAACGGUCAGAGUUCGCGAUUGGGCAGGAAGUAACCUAUGACUUACUGGUCAACAACUGUGAGCAUUUUGUGACCUUGCUCCGCUAUGGAGAAGGAGUGUCAGAGCAGGCCAACCGAGCAAUCGGCACCAUCGGGUUGGUGGCAGCUGGUAUUGAUAUCUUCACAUUCCUUGGCUUGUUUCCCAAAAGACAAGGAGCAAAAUCUUAGCAGUUUAUUGAAGAGAUUGGAAUGAAGAAGUUUGUGAGGGGAGAGAGAUCUGGGGUGAAUACUUAUUUUGAAUGCUUCAUUAUUGCUCAUGGUCCCCAUGAUGGAUGGCAGACUCUGUAAUAAAUUGCUUGCUGAUUUUAAUCUUAUCGCUGAGCCGAGAAAAGUUUUUCCCCACUAGUAGAGAUUUGCCGUGGUGGCUUGAACAAAACGCAGUUGCCUUUUGAUCGAGCCAGCUGAGGAUCUGAACUAAACCAAGACCGCAUUUCAUCUUCUACUGUAAAUAUUGUUUCCCUUUUCCCUAAGGACGGCUGUUUUGCCAGAGGUUCGGAGAACCAUUUACAUAUGCUUCUGAAAGGUAGUCGCUAGGGCCAACGUCUAAAUUCUUAUUCCUUUCCUUGUCAGAAGAAAGGGAAGCGAACAUAUCCAAUACUACAGAUACAUGGAUACAUGGAUACGUCCAUGGUACACAUCCAAAUACUUAAGGAUCUCGGAACGACAAAGCAUUUGCAGCACCUGUGUGGGCAGAACCUGAAAGAAGAGGGUGGGUGGGGGAUUUUGUAUGGAAUUCUUAUGAGCAGUGUGCGUGUGGACAGUUUUAGGUGUCAGCCUUUGGUCUCCAUCUUUUUUAUUUUUAUUUUGUUUUUGAUGUUUAAAAAAAAUUUUUUUUGGAGACAGGAUGUGCUGUCCUUCACAUCUUAUGGCAAACUAGCUAGCCUGGGAGCUUCCAGGGAGCCUCCUGUCUCUGCCUCCAUUGCACGGUAAGCGUUCUGGAAUUACAGAUGUACACCAAAAAGCCAAGUUUUAUAUGGACUCUGGGGAUCUGAGCUCAAGGCUUCAUGCUUAUGUAUGAAAACACUUUACCCACUGAGCUCCUCUCUCUCUCUCUCUCUCUCUCUCUCUCUCUCUCUCUGUCUUGUACUUUCAGACCCAGUGAGUUCAGGAAUCAGUGUUGAGGAAUGGGCUGUAUUUUGAAUGAUUUAAAUGGAUCCUUCCAGAUUGUAUAGUAGUUCAGUGGUUCGGCCUUUGGGCCUUGGCAAGCAAUCAUUAGUAAUGAUGUAAAGUGCUAUAUUUAUAAUGCAAAUUUCCUCAUCCCUCAAGGGAUCCCAUGAUUUUAGUCUUCCAUUUUACUGAUUAUAUGUUGAAUUAAACUACUUUUAAUGCCAUUCCUGUAGCAUUCUUGGUAGUAGCAGGUCAGGAAAGGUAGAAUGUAAGUCUUUUCUACAUGAAGAUGAUGUAAGGGCAUCAUAGCACGAGCCCAUAAACCACACAGCUAGCCCCGCAUCCUUUUGUGCCAUUAUCAAAAGCAUGUUGGUCAUAAGGAAAUGUGUCAGUGAACACAGGAGUAGAAAGUGAUAGAAUAUGGUAAAGUCCAGUGCAGAAGGCUCAAUGGAGGCCUCACACCUGGUAAACUGAUUUGACCUUGUUGCUAGAAACACUCUCACUACUGAAGGGAAGCAAGAGUAACGUUAACAGAAGUAUGUGCUGCCAUUCCCGUCCCAGAGUCCCUCUGUCCCUUCUUUAUUUUUCCACAACAGACCCUUCUCCUUCUAACCCCCAAACUCACCCUUCAGUGCAUGGUCUUCUCAGAAAGCACACAGUUACUUUUAUCCUGAAUACAGGUCUCAGCUCAGUGGGCAAAGCUUUUUAUAAUAUAUUCUUUAUAUAGUAAAGAGUACACAGGUUUUGAGAAUUUUCCCAUUAAGGAAAGAGCAGCUGCAGCCACUGGGCCUUCUUCCCUCUUUCCCCCUCGUGUGCCACCUUUCAAUAAAAUAUAUUUACAGAGAGCAAGCCAGCUCACAGCAGACAUUCAUCUCUGGCAGAAUUAGACCGCCAGCCAGGAAAAGGGAGGAGUAGGGUUGAGAACCAAAAGCCUCUUGGGGCUUCAGGACAAACCUUUCUAGAGAACUCUGACAUCUCCACUCCGGAAAAGAAGCGAGGUGUUAAAAGAGAACAUCAGAAACGCACUUGUUAAUCCAUGGGUUUAUUACCUUAUCAGUCCCGUGAGGUUUGGUUUGCCAUAAACGUGGCCAACCUUAGAUCGGGCAACCUCAAAAGAGUCAGGGUUCUUUUCCUGCAGGCCUUCAGUACUCAUGUGUUUAAUGCAACUUGAACUUGGAUCAGCUAUUUUCCCAGCACUACAAAAUAUUGUCUGGGCAUAUUUUCAGCAGUCAGUAAUGGAGUCCAGCUCUAUCAUGUUUCAAAAAAUGGAAUGUUUAGAUCAUCUGCAUCAGGUGAUAGGUUUUUGGUAAUACUAGGGAAAGAAAUGUCUGUGCUUUUAUUGAAUAUGUACAUAUAACAAAUAAAAUAUGUUAUCUAAAUGUC
Molecule: messenger RNA, 2976 nt
Organism: Rattus norvegicus (Norway rat)
Lineage: Eukaryota; Metazoa; Chordata; Mammalia; Rodentia; Muridae
Gene: Plaat1
Product: phospholipase A and acyltransferase 1
Exons: 4
Coding region: 151-654 (167 amino acids)
Biological process (GO): phosphatidylcholine metabolic process; N-acylphosphatidylethanolamine metabolic process
Cellular component (GO): nucleus; membrane; cytoplasm
Molecular function (GO): acyltransferase activity, transferring groups other than amino-acyl groups; A2-type glycerophospholipase activity; catalytic activity
Source: RefSeq, marked provisional